Molecule: messenger RNA, 243 nt
Organism: Melampsora larici-populina 98AG31
Lineage: Eukaryota; Fungi; Basidiomycota; Pucciniomycetes; Pucciniales; Melampsoraceae
Exons: 2
Coding region: 1-243 (80 amino acids)
Biological process (GO): L-citrulline biosynthetic process
Cellular component (GO): mitochondrion
Molecular function (GO): ornithine carbamoyltransferase activity; amino acid binding
Source: RefSeq, a predicted model, not a curated record
AUGAAAUGGAUAGGAGAUUUAAAUAAUGAUUUGAAUGAUAUGAUUAUUAGUUAUUCUGUAUUAGGUAUCAAUUUGGAUAUUGCUACUCCCAAGGGUUAUGAAUUAGAGCCUAGGGUUUUGGAAAGGAUGAAGCUUGGUUUGGUUGAAGACUCAGAGGUUCAUAGAGGGGGCAAAUUGCUUCAUUUCCAUGAUCUGCUUGAAGCUAUAAAAGAUGCUGAUGUGAUUGUUACAGAUACAUGGUAA